AUGGGGUCGGAGAUCUCCCCGUAUGCGGCGUCGCAGGUGUCUGGUGUGAGCCUAAAUAUGGCAGACGCUGACUUGAUUGCUGCUCCCUCUUUCUCUUUUGCUCGGCUUGCACGCGACCCCACCCAGCAGGCCACCCAGCAGGCCACCCAGCAGGCCACCCAGCAGGCCGGGACUGUGAGAGUUGAGUCGAGUGAUACCCUAGACGAGGGGACGACACGACAGUACGUGUGCUGUGAUCGGAAUGCGGCCAUCGGUCCGUGCGGGGGGAGUGCUGGACUGCGCCCGCAGCCAAAGCAUCAGCGGUGGGAACAGGGUUGUCUUGUUAUCGCGUGUUAUCAUCGCGAACAAGUGAAGGUCAAUCGAAUGAGCUGA
Molecule: messenger RNA, 372 nt
Organism: Penicillium oxalicum
Lineage: Eukaryota; Fungi; Ascomycota; Eurotiomycetes; Eurotiales; Aspergillaceae
Exons: 1
Coding region: 1-372 (123 amino acids)
Source: RefSeq, a predicted model, not a curated record